UUAGCGCAUAACUCUAUUAAAUUGAUUUUGGUGAAUAUAAAACUAUAUAUAAUAUUUCCAUUUGAAAAUUUGCGAAGGAACGUUAGUAAGGUUAUAUAUAUCAGAAUGAAGGUAGUACAUUCAUGUAUAAGCUUAUGGAUUUACAUCAUUUUAUACUCUGCUAUAAAGACGUCGGAUGCAAGAAAGAUUGCAAGCUGCAACACUCCGAACAUUCAGAAUGGCAUGUUGAUUUGUUCCACUCGUGAAUCGGUGGGGAAAUAUCUUGAUGGUACACACUGCAAGAUUAAAUGUAAUAAACUAUUUGCUCACGCAAGCGGCCCGACUGCAAUUGAUUGCUACAGAGGAACAUGGUUACUUGCGGGAGAUGAUCACGUUCCUUUCACAAGUCCACCAGAAUGCAGACGAGUGUUUAUAGGUGAUGGAAGAAGUAGCUUUUCCGUGACCAGCAGACAGCACAACGGCAUGUGUUCAACCACAUUUUGUGACGCACGAUACAACGGGAUCACUGAACGGGUUUGCCGACAAUCAAGAUGCUGCUGGGAUGCAAAAAAGAAAGACUGCUACAAAUUCUUAGAUCAACAAUGUCAAAUUGAACUGCCAAAACGAAGCAAUUGCUCAGGAACAUGGUAUGGAAUUCCGAGGACUAUAUGUGAGAGCAAAGGAUGUUGUUUUGAUGAUGACAGAAACUUAUGUUAUACAGAGAAGCCAGAAGUGAUUACAGACAAAUUGCCUAGACGAAAAUUGCCUUUGAAACCACAACCAGAAAAAGUAUCUGCUUGUAAACUCACGGAGGACAGUUUACCUAAUGGUAGACUCGACUGCGUGACAACUGGUAACGUUAUUCGCUGUAAUGCAAGAUGCAAUGACAGAUUUGUGUUGGAAGGAGUACCCACAAGGUCGUGCCACAUCUCUAGCGAGGAGUGGUCUCCUGGCUCAUGGCGCUGUAAAAGGGAAUUCUGCAACAAUAUCAAAACUUCACCGAGGACGUUUGUGGACUGUACAAAUGGAGUACAUGUGGGAAGUAUUUGUAGGGCAUCCUGUGCCCGGGGGUUCAAGCUAUUGUCUUAUAACACAGCAGCGUGCAACAAACAGGGCGAAUGGACCGCACCAACAAACUGGAAAUGUACAGAAAUCCAAUGCCCGGCUUUGGAGUUGGAUGACAUAGUCCUUGAAGGUCAACGAUCAUACGAUGGGACGGAGGCCAGUGUAUAUUGUACAAAAGGAAGAAAGUUUGGGUCUGUUUGCGGCGUGAGCUGUCCUCUGGGCUACAUGCAAACUGGCGCGACGAGCAUACGAUGUGGAAUAUCUGGGAAAUGGUCGUUUGGGACUGUCAGAUGUAUUCCACUAUCCUGCUCAAUGCCACAGCUAUCACAUCUGUUGACGCAUUCAUGCUCUGAUGACUAUAAAAUAGGAAGUAGAUGUAAACUGAUAUGUCCAUUUGGAUACAAGCUAGAGGGGCCACCGACGAUAAGUUGCAGAGCAAAUCAACAAUGGUCAUCACACCCGUCGCAGAUCAAUUGCAUAGUGUCGCGGCAGUGUGAAAACCCCUUUGUACCAGAAAAUGCUGUACUAGAAUGUCCCGAUGGUAUGAACGCUGAUACAUUAUGUUCUGUAAAAUGUCCAACCGGUAAAACUUUGAGAGGAUACGAAGUAAAUGUCUUGGCAUGCAUGAAUAAUCUAGAAUGGCAAGACUCAUUCGAAGGUGAAUCGUGCAAAGGCCCUCCCAAGUGUGGAGAUUUACGAACGGUGUUUCCAGAAGCGGAAUGGAAUAAACUGACAACGGUCUGUACUGGUGGAGACCGACUCGGAUCAGUUUGCACGAUAGAAUGUGGAGAUCACGGAGAAGGGUCAUCUGUCACGGUCUGUAUCAACAACGAUGAGGGUGUACCGUCAUGGAGUAAUUCACCCCCUGCACAGUGCAUCGAUCUGAAAACGAGAGAAUGUGACAUGCUAAUAAAUCUUUCAAAUGGGAAGGUCACGGAACAGAAAGAUGCCCGUGAUUUUGUUAAGAUAAAAGUCUCCCCUAGACUUCCAGCUUGGAGAAAAUGGAUGUCGUUGGGGACGCACCAGUGUGAAUAUCAAAGCGUCCUGGAAAUAGACUACGCACGAUUGUCGGCAUUUGCGAUGAGAAUGAACUACGGAGUUCCAUCGUCCCUCCACUUCGAAUUGGUCGAUCAAAAACAUAAAGGACAACUCAAAUCAAUGAGAGGAAAAAACUUUCAAGCAACCGGAAUAUCUCAUUUCUCUGGAAAAGGAGUUUUUCCAUCAAAAGCUGAAGUUACAUUGACUCUGAAGAAAACGAAUCGUGAUGUUACAUACAUAACUGGUUCAGCGUCGGAAAAACUAAUACCUUUGGAUUUUUCUGAGUCAAUGUCACUACUUGUGGGUUUGAAUAGGGCAGUGAGCGUUCAGCAUGAUUAUGAUAUACGGAACAUGGGAUCUGGAAUGUGUGAAUUUUGUUUGGUGUAUGCUGCCGUUCACACUCAAAAGAAAAUGUAGUACAAAAGAAUCGUUGUUGAUAUUUGAUUGAAAGACAAAAACGAUAUUGCCUUAUAUAUUAAUUGAGCCUAUUUUGCCUUUGUGCACUUUUAUUUAAAAAAAUAGACACAUUUG
Styela clava is the source of this 2613-nucleotide messenger RNA. RefSeq lists its product as uncharacterized. The record is from RefSeq and is a predicted model, not a curated record. Lineage: Eukaryota; Metazoa; Chordata; Ascidiacea; Stolidobranchia; Styelidae.